Messenger RNA from Myotis lucifugus (little brown bat), 873 nucleotides. RefSeq names its product UDP-glucuronosyltransferase 2A1-like. Gene Ontology annotation, molecular function: UDP-glycosyltransferase activity. The transcript is spliced from 6 exons. Lineage: Eukaryota; Metazoa; Chordata; Mammalia; Chiroptera; Vespertilionidae. Bases 1 to 873 code for a protein of 290 amino acids. The record is from RefSeq and is a predicted model, not a curated record.
AUGAGAAGACCCACUACAUUAUGUGAGACUCUGGGGAAAGCUGAAAUUUGGUUAAUUAGAACAUAUUGGGAUUUUGAAUUUCCUCGUCCAUAUCUACCUAAUUUUGAAUUUGUUGGAGGAUUGCACUGCAAACCUGCCAAACCAUUACCUAAGGAAAUAGAAGAAUUUGUCCAGAGCUCAGGCAAAGAUGGUAUUGUGGUGUCUUCUCUGGGUUCAAUCAUCCAAAAUCUCACAGAAGAAAAGGGCAAUCUUAUUGCCUCAGCCCUUGCCCAGAUUCCACAGAAGGUUUUAUGGAGAUACACAGGAAAGAAACCAGCCACAUUAGGAGCCAAUACUCAGCUCUAUGACUGGCUACCCCAGAAUGAUCUUCUUGGUCAUCCAAAAACCAAAGCCUUUAUAACUCAUGGAGGAACCAAUGGCAUCUAUGAGGCUAUCUACCAUGGGAUCCCUGUGGUGGGCAUCCCUAUGUUUGCAGAUCAACCUGAUAACAUUGCUCACAUGAAGACCAAGGGAGCAGCUAUCAGAAUGGACUUCAACACCAUGUCUAGUGCAGAUUUGCUCAAUGCAUUGAAAACAGUCAUUAAUGACCCAUCAUAUAAAGAGAAUGCAAUGAGAUUAUCAAGAAUUCAUCAUGACCAGCCUAUGAAACCCCUAGAUCGAGCGGUCUUCUGGAUCGAGUUUGUCAUGCGCCACAAAGGAGCCAAACACCUGCGGCCAGCCUCCCAUGACCUCACCUGGGUCCAGUACCACUCUUUGGAUGUGACUGGGUUCCUGCUGGCCUGUGUGGCAACUGCUACAUUUGUCAUCACAAAAUGUUGUCUGUUGUGUUACCAGAAGUUUGCUAAACCAGGAAAGAUGAAGAAAAGGGAGUAG